This is a messenger RNA of Penicillium alfredii, 1113 nucleotides long. Its product is annotated as FPP/GGPP synthase family protein. The transcript is spliced from 2 exons. Bases 1 to 1113 code for a protein of 370 amino acids. The record is from RefSeq and is a predicted model, not a curated record. Lineage: Eukaryota; Fungi; Ascomycota; Eurotiomycetes; Eurotiales; Aspergillaceae. Gene Ontology annotation, molecular function: prenyltransferase activity. Gene Ontology annotation, biological process: isoprenoid biosynthetic process.
AUGAAUUCAAGUCCUUCAUUCCAACCACCAAGUCCCAUCCCUCCGCGCACCAGCUCCGCCGGCGUUACAAAUGGCAGUCCUCCCGCCACGCGGCACCGCCUGUCGGACGGGGACCCCGCCUCGCUGAAACUGAAGCACAAACGCAACAAGUCCAGCGUCGACGGAACAAAGUACAAGGAUGGAACAUGGUCGUCUAAGAACGAGAAGAUCCUGAUGGGUCCCUAUGACUAUAUGCACGAACACCCGGGCAAGGAUGUGCGGCGGCAGCUCAUCCACGCCUUCGAUUCUUGGUUGCGGGUCCCGCCGGAGAGCCUUGCUAUCAUUACCAAGGUUGUGACGAUGCUGCAUACGGCAUCUCUGUUAAUCGACGACGUCGAAGAUAACUCAGUCCUCCGACGCGGCAUCCCCGUCGCGCACAACAUCUUUGGCACAGCGCAGACCAUAAACUCAGCCAACUACGUCUACUUCCUCGCCUUACAAGAAGUCCAGCAACUCCACAACCCAGCCGCCAUCGACAUCUACGUCAAGGAACUACUGAAUCUGCACCGGGGCCAGGGCAUGGACCUAUUCUGGCGCGACACGCUGACUUGCCCAACCGAGGACGAGUACCUGGAGAUGGUGGGCAACAAGACGGGCGGGCUUUUCCGACUGGCCGUCAAGCUGAUGCAGGCCGAGAGCGCAACAGGCAAGGACUGCGUGAGCCUAGUAAACGUCAUGGGCCUGAUUUUCCAGAUCUGCGACGACUACCUCAACCUCUCCAACACCACGUACACGCACAACAAGGGCCUUUGCGAGGAUCUCACCGAGGGCAAAUUCUCGUUCCCCAUCAUCCACAGUAUCCGCUCCAACCCCGGCAACCACCAGCUCCUCAGCAUCCUGAAACAGAAACCCACCGACGAGGAGGUCAAGCGCUAUGCCGUGCAAUAUAUGCAGACUACCGGCAGUUUCUCUCAUACCCGUCAGGUUGUCCGAGAGCUGCGUGAUCGGGCCCUGUCGCUGAUCGAGAUGAUCGACGCCACGCCCCGCAUCAACGGCGCCGGAGACGGGGCCAUGGUGCGUGCCAUUCUUGAGAAAAUCGUGCAGACUACCCUGUCGGAUCCCUCGGCACAAUAG